AUGCGGCCACCUCAGCACCUGCCUCGCGGCCUAUUUGUUUCGUCUCUUCUUCUUCCGUUCCUGGUCGCCCUAGGUCCCGCAUCCACUUACACGCAUUUUCAGCAAGUUUUUCGAAAAUUUGGAGUUUAUGCCUUACUUGAUAAUUCGUCUAGUUGUUCCACGUCUUGUCUACAAAAACAAUCUAGCCUUUCUGGCAGUCUUGACAUCUUCUUGUCUAGCCUUCAAAGUGAUCUUCAUCUUCUCCAAUCUCUGCAGCCUCCUGUUCACUCACGCUCAUCUGCCUUUUUUGUAGAGCUGACAAAAACUGCUGAAUUUGCCAGUAUUGCCAAAUCAGAUGGUAGCCUACAAGCAGAUGACCCCGAUGAAGGCGGGAGCUGCCUGCAAAUAGAAGUGCAAAUAUGA
Molecule: messenger RNA, 402 nt
Organism: Protopolystoma xenopodis
Lineage: Eukaryota; Metazoa; Platyhelminthes; Monogenea; Polystomatidea; Polystomatidae
Source: the annotation of a GenBank genome assembly